This is a messenger RNA of Anastrepha ludens (Mexican fruit fly), 4478 nucleotides long. RefSeq lists its product as uncharacterized. The coding region runs from base 362 to 4453 and encodes 1363 amino acids. The transcript has 2 exons. The record is from RefSeq and is a predicted model, not a curated record. Lineage: Eukaryota; Metazoa; Arthropoda; Insecta; Diptera; Tephritidae.
AGGUGUGACUAUGAUAUAUACAAAAUUUUCCAUCGAUUUUAAAACGAAAGUGUAAAAACAAGCGAAAAUGUAAAAAGUUGAACAUUUGCAAAUAUAUUUAAAUAUCAGAAUAUGUUUUUAUUGGCAAUGUAUUCUACAGUAUGUUAAUUGCAUAUACAAGAAAUUAAGGAACAAAUGAAAUUCCAUAUUGUAAAAGUUGAAAGUGGUGGAAACAGUGGAAUACCGAUAAAGGCAACACGAAUACAGAAACUUGAUUUGGUCCACAUCAUCUACUGUCGGAAUUUAUGGAAACUUUUGUUCGUAAUCGGAAGAUGAAAAUCGCCUUUAGUUGGUGUUAGCGAAUUUGCUGGUGCCCUAAAAAAUGCCGAGGGUAAACAACGCACACGCGAAGGACACCAAUGGCUCCAACGUCAACGUAGCACCGAAAGCACGAAAGAAUGCCAUCAAGACGGAAGUGGAGAGUCUAGGUGAACACAAUGUUUUCCAUAGAAAAUCCGAGCGAAGAAGAGUGGCGCGCGAUAUCUUUUUAGUAUUUGAAGAGCAACCUUGCCGGCGGGUACGAGGAGGUGCUAACAGAAAGAAAACAGUGCAAAAACCGAAAUUCGGCCAUUUGAUGGUUGAGGAUCCCAGCCGUUCAACAAAAGGAUUAUUACGUGACAUCAAAAACGAACCAAAAUGUUACCUCGCCGAUGAGUGCACAACUAUAGCAGCCGAAACAACUCCAACAAUAGCAACAAAAGAGAAAAAGCAUACACCAAAGGUGACAAGCCGUAUUGAUAGCAAACCUAUAGUAGUGGUUGAGAACCCACCACCUUCCGCUAACGAAACUAAAGGAGAUGAUCCUGUAGCACGUGUCAAUCCGAUAUUUCUCUGGGUUAAACAAGAUGACACACGCAUUGUUGAAGUGCGCUGUGAGGAUUACGAUAAAAGGAACCGUAUACGUAUAACAAAGACUUCUAAUGGUUGGCGGGCCAUACCACGUACCGACCCAACCACCUCGAAGAUUGUCAAAAUCUUACAAACACCACUUUUAAAAGUCAAACGCGAAAUUUACGAAAAUAAUUUAUUACAGAAAUGCAAUGAAAAUUUCUGCGCAAAUAUGGGUAGGGAAAUUUUACCAGAAGUCAAUGAAAAGCAAAGCUUUAUCUCGGAACAUACUGAAGAAAUUGUGCCGAUUAAUACUAAAAUUGCAAUAACUGAAACCUUGGUUAAUAACGAAGCCGAAAAAAUUGCGAACAGUCCGAAGGUGAAACAUAAGAAUAAGAAAACCAAAAGUAAGAAAGAAGGCAAGAGGGGUCGAAAAUCUGGUAAAUUGAAUAUUCCAAAAACAGAAGUGCAUCAGGAAUCAGCUACAGAAACUACUACAGAGAAUAGUCUGGAGUUACAUAAAGUUAGCCAAAUAGGAGAAAGCAUAGAGCCCGUUGAACAUACGAUUCAAUCAAAUUUUGAGACAAUACAAAACUUCAAUGAAAUAUGUGUCAAUGGCAACGGUAUAAUAGAACAUGACGCAGUUAUUAACAACGCUGAUGGAAUGACAGAUAUACAUAGUGAUACAAAGGAACAAUCAAUUGAAGGAACAACAGAAACUGUUGCCCUAUCAGAUGAAGAAGUUCAAGCUGUAAUAUAUGAAAGGGAAUCAGAAACUGAAACAUAUCAACAUCAUACACCGCAUUUACAGCUUUGUCCAAAAACAGGUCUUUUCCUGCCCACCAUUACUUGUGAAAGUAACGAAGGGGAGACAACUGCCGUUGUAGCUGCAGAUUGUGACGUUAGUACUUUUAAUGCGAAUUUUUUGCCCAAAGAUAUAUUGGUAGAUUUGGCGGAUUGCGAUGAAGACGAACAUAACGAGGGCGCGGGGGGUAAGUUGCAAACAGUGCAUGCCCACUUCGUCACAAAUCUCGAUGCCGACACCAAAAAUCUCAAGGAUCUGCUGGAUGAUGCUGAUUUAAUGCAACAUUGCAGCGAAAAUGCGAACAGUGAUGCUGACAUAAUCGAUUCAAUAGUUAAGCGCAGCUGUGAAAACAAUUUGAUCCAAGAGACUGAAACACUCAAAGAGGCUGUAGCUCCAACAACAUUUAGCACUUCACAAGUUGAGGAUGUGCCGCAAAAGGAUUUGAUAGAUGUAAUACCACAGCAUAUAAUCGACGAGGCAGUGCGAGAUUCGCCCAAAUGUUUAUCCUUCAACGAAGCUGGUGAAAUCGAAGGUCUAAACGGGGAACUCUUUCAAUCAAAUAGUUUUAUGGACACAUAUGAAAAAGAGCCCAGUGUUGAGGAGGUGAGUUUAAGUGACGAUGGCAAAAAAACUGAGAGCACCGAGGUGACGGCAUUGUCAUCACCACUUGCACUUAAAGGCAAGCUUAGUGAUGAUGUUAUCCUGGACGAGGUGCCCAAAGACUUAAGUUAUAAGAAACGCGAGGAGGUUUGCCCACCAUCCGAGUCACGAAGUCAAUGUGCAGUGACCUCGAGCUCGGAUGUUGUCAAGUCUCCACAGCAAGGCGAACUUCCCGCAAUUGAAACGACAUCAGAAGCAAUCAAGAAUCUAAUAUUGGAGCAGUUUAUUAAAUUGAACGCAUAUAAUGCGAUAUCUAAUACAGGGCCGAAACAGCAAUCAGAGCCGAUAAAUCUGGGGAAGCAACAGCGUGAUUUAGCUGGCAAUGACUGCAACAAUUAUGCUACGUCUACGAAUUACAUUGAAACAGUUGUUAUAGAUGACAACAGUUGCGAAGAACCGGUUAAGAAGCGUGUACGUAGUAACGUAAAACUUAACAAAAACAGUAGCAUUGAAGAAACCUCUCAAACGACUGCCCAGACUCCAACAUUGAUAGACAAGGAUCCGGAUCCGCUGACACAGCUUCAACUACUUAUUAGAAAUACACAAUGGAAAGUACCGGAUCCAAUCCUUGUUCCAAAGGAUAGGCUGCGCGCAGUAUUAGCUUCACCGGCACGUGAAAUACCAUUAUUAAUUACCACCAGGCCUGAAUUGAGACUUCCAGAGGCAUUCGCUUAUCCGGAAAUCAUACAAAAUCCCAACAUACUCGUCAUUUCAAUGGCGCAACUGGAGGCAAUACUGAAAAACGAAAUGGACAUGGAGAAGAAUAAACAGCAAUGUUCUGCACCAGACCCCGUUCACGAGUUGCCAACCGAAACUGUGAAGAAACCUAAUAUUAUGCCGUGUUCUAAUACAAAUAAACCACUCAUUGAGCCGAAAAGCGUAAAAGUUAAGGAACUUCCACUGAAUCCACCACCCCCGCCUUCCAAGUGUUCACAUGUUGAGACCAAUUUGGCAUCCGACAUAAAUGCAGCCACGUUAGCAGUUCUAAAUCAAAUGUUGUGGUUGCCAUAUUUUGGUCAGUUAUCACAGGAAUUUCUAAAAACCAUAAAGAAUCCUUUAGGAGUGCAAAAUAAGUAUGCGAGUUUACUGCCACCACUAUACAAUCACCAUCUAGGGCUGCAACAUAUGGAUGAAAUGUACAAGAAUUACCUGAAGCAGAUGACGGCUUUAAAACACCUAAGUGCAGAGGCAUCCGUUAACAAUGCGAUGCCCAACUUUCCACUGCCACUCGGCGCAUUCCAACCUACAAUGGAGGCGACGGUCUUUCAGAAAAUGCUGCAACAUCAGUUGACUAACUUUCUGAAUAUCAAUCCACUUUCUACAGCUACAGAGGCGCCGAUUCAGAGGGGCGUCGUCGGAAAGAGUCCUGCUCAUGAAGUUACACCAAAUGUUGAGCAUAUGCUUGUUGUAGAAGACAAGAAAUCUAAAAAUACCACCACUUCUACUACAACUACAAAUACAACACCAGAUAUAAGCGGCAUAAUAGCUGAUGCUACCGAAAAGUCGCUUAGACACAAUAACAACAACAAUGUGAAUAUAAGUUGUGAUAAUGCGAUGACUGAAAAUGUGAACUAUAACAAAUACGCUUAUAUGCAGAAGCAGGAAAUGGAUAAUAAGCCACGUUUAACGUGCAAGUCACUUUCAAAUCUGUUAGAACCCGAAAGUGUGCCGUCAUCGCCGGCUGUUCCUUUGGUAAAUUUUAGCACAGAACAUAUUCGCAAUGCGACACAUGAACUUGCCAAUAGUACCAAUAGCCAAAUUACCACUAACGGCGGUAAAGAUACAACUGUUUCUGACGUGCCGGCGACAGUGGAAGUUGUGCCUUUUAAAACGGUAAAACUGAAUAAGACUACGAAUGCCGGUUUGAAUGCCUCACAUGAACUAGCUAAACAGAGAAAACGGGCUAUGAACUAUACAGAAACGGCUGUGGCUUCAUCGCCAUCAUUGGUAGCAGCAACAACGGCGGCACUUGAAAACCAAACUGCGAGCAGAAACGUAAUGGCAGACAACAUAAAUGUCGAGCCAAAUCAGGCAUUGUGGCACCCACUUUUUGGAAGCAAUGCAAAAACGGGUUACAGCAGUCCCUGGCAAUGGACGACGGUAACCGCAACAGGUGAAUGACAUUCAAGGGGUCUCAAGGGACCCA